Molecule: messenger RNA, 7353 nt
Organism: Psilocybe cubensis
Lineage: Eukaryota; Fungi; Basidiomycota; Agaricomycetes; Agaricales; Agrocybaceae
Exons: 22
Coding region: 1-7353 (2450 amino acids)
Biological process (GO): nuclear-transcribed mRNA catabolic process, deadenylation-dependent decay; transmembrane transport
Cellular component (GO): membrane; P-body; CCR4-NOT core complex
Molecular function (GO): transmembrane transporter activity; molecular adaptor activity
Source: RefSeq, a predicted model, not a curated record
AUGCUCUCCCUCAACGGAACCGCAUUUACAAACUACGGCUGGGCAGUCUGUUUUUGGUCCUUGAUCAUACCCUUCCAGUAUGGCUAUCAUAUCUCUGUCCUCAACCAGAUCCAGGGGGUCCUCACCUGCAAAGUAACUGCUGUUCCCGACGCCCUUCAUGCCCUUUCUCCCUGUAUACCCAUGUCCGAUCUCACCUUUUCUCUCGUCACAUCCAUCUUCACUCUCGGUGGUCUGGCUGGUAGUCUCGUCGCCAACCUCGUCAUGGAUCGCUGGGGUCGCCGUGGUACCAAUCGCAUAUGCACUGUCUUCAUGGCCGUUGGUGCCCUCUUUAUGGGUCUUAGCAAUUCAGUCUUCUUUCUCUUGUUGGGCAGAUUUGCUAUUGGCAUCGCGUCAGGCCUUGGUCUUUGUGUCGGCCCUAUAUUCCUCUCAGAAAUUGCACCCUCCAAAAUAAGCGGCAGUAUUGGCGUACUCACACAGCUAGCCGUUGUCUUGGGUAUCAUGUUCACUCAAAUUGCAGGCAUAAACUUGGCUUAUCCAUCUCAGUGGCGCAUCGUCUUUUUCAUCUCUUUUUGUCUUGCCGUCUUCCAAUUUAUAUCCAGCUCUCUAGUAGUCGAGUCUCCCGCUUUCUUGUUGGCAAACCAGCGGCUAGAGGAACAAAAGACCGCUGCAAGAAGACUUUGGGGCAACACUAUCCCUUCUUUAGCUUGCAAGUUAAAUUUGCAUUCACCUAAAUAUAUGCUAAUUGUCCACAUAGCUGAGGAAUCCCUCUUGAACGAGUCUGAUGAUGAGCCUCCCGCACCAGCUCAGGAAAAUGUCAGGGUUCCCCAACUCUUUUCCAUGUUAGAAUUACGAAAGCCUUUGAUGAUCGUCAGUUUGGUCAUGGUUGCUCAGCAAAUAUCUGGCAUCAAUGCAGUACUCUACUACAGCAACGCCAUACUGGCCAAAUCUCUUCCUGAAUUUGGUUCUUAUAUCUCUCUAGGUAUCACUAUCAUUAAUAGGAUGGGAAGAAAACCUCUUCUUGCCACUUCAUUUUCCGGUGCCUUGUUUUCUCUCAUCGCGCUUGGUUUUGCAUUAGGGUCUGGCGCUACGACCUUGUCAAGCGUUGCAAUCAUUACAUUUGUAAUGUCCUUUGCUGUUGGACUGGGUCCUGUACCAUUUGUCAUGAUUCCAGAGGUGUCUCCCCCACGUCUUUCGGAGCAACAUGGAAUUGACACAUAUCUUCACUUCAUACGACGCCUCAUCGUUCAUACACAACCGCGCCUACUUCUAAUCCCGCCCGCAUCUGCAUUCGAGUCAUCGAUAAAUCUCACCUUCCGUCUCCUUGUUCAGGAAACACAGCGCCUUGCUCGAGACCCGUUUUUGGCGGAUAGAUUUCGGGACGCAGUGGGUGGGGGGGAGGGGGACGUCUUCAGGCAUUUUGAUUUCGCGCGAUUUGUAGAUCGCAUUGGCUUGCGACCGUUGGAGAGGGUCGUUCUGGCGGCAUCAAUAAUAGCGGGCCAGACACGCAAGGAGCUGGCCACACAGGCAGCAGUCAUGGUUCGGACCGAAUUUGACAACGCUGCUCUGGAGCUCGCCCAAUCACCCCCACUCGAACACGCCAAUUUCGAUUCGGAACAAAUCUCGAAGCUGAUGUCCAACCUUUUGUCCGAUAUUCCUCAAGAUGCUCCUAUUUUGGAUGCCAACCAACGUCAGACGCUUAUCAUUGCUGCACAAACCAAAGUGGGAAAAGAGGCGCUUGGACCAAUUCUGCGCCGUAUUUUUGCAAAACUGAGCCUUCCUCCUGCAACGUCACUAGUAGAGGUGUUGAUACAACUUGGCCCUGAAAUAACAAGCGACCCAGAGAUAGUCAAGGCUUUGCUGGAACGCUUUGGUAUCACAGACUCAAAUCCUCCCCGUGACGAUCAGGUGGUGGAAAUCGUAUCGACUCUCUCGCAACUUGCAGGGGAGGGUGCUGUAAUCUGUGAUGUUGGAGCUUUCGUUCGUGCACUUGUCAGCUAUAAUGUCCCGCUUAAUUGGCCCGGUGUCAUCAAGUCUUUUGAUUGGCCAGACCGACACGGUGUUGACACAGCGACUCUCAAAAUGCUUAUUGCCAUUCUUUUGAAUUCACCACGCGAUGCCGACCCGCAUGCCGUGACCGGAUUCUGGCAGACUUGGUCAAACCCCCUCUAUCAGCUCCGACUUCUUGAUGCGCUUCUUUCUCUUCCGGCAGACACAUUCAACUUUGUCCAGCUGCCUGGGCGAAGGAUCGUCACUGUCGAUGACGUUUCAAUUGCCAGUCCGACCAUCAAGUCCCUUGCUGCCAAUGUGCAGGGCCAGACAUGGAAUUCUCUGGAACUGUUCCAGGUUCUAGUCCGUCUGGCUGGAUCGGAAGCUCUCGAGGUUCGAAGCUGUGUUCGCGAGAUGUUGGACAAGGCGAUUAAAAUUAGUGCUGAGAUUGUUCAUAUGGGCUUGUUACAAGUACCGGAUUUACCGUGGAAUGACAUUCGCCUCGAGUAUUCUCGCAAGUUGUUGGGGAUGUUCUUGGCCGGACAUCCAAACCAUCAGCUUGUCUUUAUGAGAAUAUGGCAAAUUGAACCCUCUUACCUGACGAAUGCAUUCCGCGAUUUCUAUGACGAAAAUAACCUCAACAUCACCCGCAUUCUCGAUGUCGCUCAAGAUCUCAAGAUCCUUGAGUCAUUGCUCGAAGUUCGACCCUUUACAUUUGCCCUAGAUGUAGCAGCUCUUGCUUCUCGCCGCGAAUACCUCAACCUUGAUAAAUGGCUGGCCGACAAUGUGACUGCCUAUGGGACAGAAUUCCUCCACUCGGUCAUCCGUUUCUUGGAACAAAAGAUGGAAAGCGAAAAGCUUUGUCGUUUGUCAGACCCGCCUAUGGAGAGUCGAACAAUGGCCCUUAAUCCAACAACAAUCACUAUCAUUCUGCGUGUCCUCCGUCACAAUUCCUCCCUUCUCAAUGAAAAUGAUCUAGCAGCCUGUGUCGGUGUCCGCGACUCCUGCCUCCAAAUCCACCCCCGCCUCAUGUCCAUGUCCCCCAAUAACGAUUCCGACACCGGAAUGACCGUCAUCACAUAUUCCAACGAGAUCGAAACCGAAGUUGACGGCAUUUAUAAACAAAUGUACGAUGAGAACAUAUCCAUUGAUGAAGUCAUUACCAUGCUUCAACGAUACAAGGAAUCCAAUAACCCUCGCGAUCACGAAGUCUUCUCCUGCAUGAUCCAUUUCCUCUUCGACGAAUACAAGUUCUUCCAAUCCUAUUACCCCCCUCGUGAAUUGGCCAUGACUGGCUAUCUAUUCGGCUCUCUCAUCCGCCACAGCCUUAUAGACUACAUGCCACUCACCAUUGCGAUACGCUACAUCAUAGACGCCCUACACUGCCCACCUGAAACCAACCUUUUCAAGUUCGGUAUGCAGGCGCUUAGUCGGUUUGAAUCAAGGUUGAAGGAAUGGCGCCCCGUUUGCGAGAGCUUGCUCCAAAUACCCCACUUUGUCGAGGCUCGUCCUGACCUCGCAGCUGCUAUGCAGAGAAUUCUGAGCUCGCCUGGAGAUCCCGCGGACAAUGUAUCUGAUUCCCACCUCAUGCUUUCCAACCCACCUUACGAUUCGUCACCGCCCUUCUCGUCGAUUCAGCCAGAUGUAAUUUCGGAGCCCCUUGAAGUGCCUCCGGAAGAACUGUCUGAUCGUAUCCUCUUCAUCGUCAAUAACCUUGCCCCUAACAACUUUGACUCCAAAGUGAAAGAAAUGCGGGAACAGUUUGUUGACCAGUAUUCCCGUUGGUUCGCCAAUUAUUUGGUUGACCAACGAAUCAGCACUGAACCCAAUAACCAUCCCCUUUACCUUCGCUUUUUGGACGCUUUGGAUCGUCAGCCCUUGUUCAAGUUCAUUCUCCAGGAGACUUUUAUCAAAGCUGCCGCCCUUCUCAACUCUGACAGGAGUAUCGCAGGUUCCGACCGUAAUGCUCUCAAAAAUGUUGGUACUUGGCUCGGCACGAUUACUCUCGCGCGAGAUCAACCUAUCAAACACAAAAACUUGUCCUUCAAAGAUCUUCUCAUUGAAGGUUAUGAAAGUGGUCGUCUUGUCGUCGCAAUUCCUUUUGUCUGCAAAACACUCGAACCCUGUGCCAAAUCGAAGGUUUUCAAGCCGCCAAAUCCCUGGUUGAUGGCUGUCAUUAGCUUGCUUGCUGAACUGUAUCACUUUGCAGAACUCAAGUUGAAUCUCAAGUUUGACAUUGAAAUUCUCUGCAAGGGACUUGAUAUUGAUCUCGAUGCAGUUGAGCCAACGAUGAUCUUGCGCAACAGGCCAUUGGAUUCGAUGACAGGACUUCCUCUUCCAGAAUACACUCCGGAUAUCAGCCUUCUUCCUAUUGGCAACGAGAAUCCCGCAGGUCAGAUUGGCGAUUCUCAGAUCUUGGUUCUCGGAGGGCAAGGUUCUCCCGAAUCUCAAAGAGCACUCACUGCGCAUAUUGAAGCCAUUCUUGGCAAUCUUAUGCAUCUUGUGCAUAUAAACGGUCAACUCGCGCCCUAUGACAACAAUGCCACUUUCAAACGUGCCGUUCAACACGCAGUUGAUCGAGCGGUUCGUGAGAUCAUUCUUCCUGUUGUUGAGCGUUCCGUCACGAUUGCGGGCAUUUCUACCAGAGAAUUGGUAUCCAAGGACUAUUCUACUGAGCCAAACGAAGAAAAGCUCCGCAGGGCCGGACAUCUUAUGGCACAAAAGUUGGCGGGAAGUUUGGCUCUGGUCACUUGUAAAGAACCCUUGAAAAGUAACCUGGCUACUCAUCUUCGCCAAUCUCUUGCCGACGCUGGAUUCGGAGCAGUGGCUGACUCGGCCGUUAUCCUUCUCGUUCAAGACAAUCUUGAUAUUGCAUGUGCUGCUAUCGAGAAGGCUGCCAUGGAGCAGGCAGUUACGGAUGUUGACGAUGGCUUUAGAACUUCCUAUGAAGUUCGCAGACGUCAUCGCGAGCUUCGGAAUGGGCAACCUUUCUGGGACCCGUCUGUUUCUCAUUCAGCCUUUACAUCGUCUCUUCCGGAUCCUUUGCGUAUCAAACCAACUGGAGUUCAACCUCUUCAAGCAGCUGUAUACGAAGAUUUUGGUAAUUAUUUCUCAACUACAUAUAUGCAACAAAUAUGUGAUUCUCCAUCCUUGGAUCAUGCUCUUAACCAAGGCAUUCACAGCCACCAAGACGCAAUGGAACGAUUCUCGAUUCUUACUCGCGACCUUGAGGCUGUCAUGCUUCAAUACCCAAACCAGUCGUUGGCCAACCUCCCCCCCAACCAUGAUAUCCGUCAUCUUGUUCGCCAAAUCAUGCUUCUUGCGGAAGAUUCUGCAAACAGAGAACCCACUCCUCUAAUGAUGUCGCAAAAAAUUGUACAAUUACUGUAUAAGACCAACUCGCCCCUCGGAAGGGAAGUCUACGUCGCCUUACUGGAUCAACUUUGUCGUAUGUUUGAAGAUGUCGCCAAGGAGGCCAUUACAUGGCUAUUAUAUGCAGAAGACGAGCGAAAGUUCAAUGUUCCUGUCACCGCAACAUUGUUAAGAAGCGGACUCAUCAAUGUGACCUUGCAAGACCAACAAUUGGCGAAGCUGUUGUACGAUGAUCCUCGACAAAUUCUUAUGUCUUUCGCUGCCAACCUCAUUCGUGAAUGCCUAUCGUCGGACCCUCCAGUGGCAACGCAAGGACAAUUCGCAUACUCCAUUGAGAUGCUCACUCAGCUUGCUGCCGCCGGGAAGGGUAACGAAGAUGUCAACAGGCUCGUUGAUGACCUCAGGGGUAUCAGAAGGUCCUCUGGUCCAAUGUCCCCUGAUGUAGCAUUUGCCCUCCAACCCCAAGUCAAGGCAGAAAAUGAUCAACUUCGUGAAAAGCUGUUCAUCUGGUUCCAGCAAUGGAUCACUAUCUUCCAACGGUCGCACUCUCCUGAGAAGAGUUUCGUUCCCUUUAUCACCCAAUUGACAAAGCAGGGAAUUUUGAAAGUAGAAGACGUGUCUUCUUUCUUCUUUAGAGUAUGCGCAGAAACGAGUGUCAACAGCUAUAUCAAGAACGUGGCUGCAGGAGAACUUGAUUACGCUUUCCAACCACUGGAUGCGAUGUCGAGGCUCAUUGUUUACAUCAUCAAGUACCACGGAGAUGCGUCCGGUGUCAACAAUAAUCAAGCCAAAGUUCAUUAUUUGACAAAGAUUUUAUCCAUCUUUGUCCUCGUGCUUGCAAGCGCACACGAAGAUCAAGGCCCUAAUUUCCAGCAGAAGCCUUUCUUCCGCUUUUUCUCAAGCUUGGUCAACGAUCUUCAUAGCAUAGAGAGCCACCUCGGUCCUGUGUACUUCCAGCUGCUAAUUGCUAUCAGUGACACUUACAGCUCCCUGCAACCCACAUAUUUCCCUGGAUUUGCCUUCUCGUGGAUGUGUCUCAUAUCUCACAGGCUCUUUAUGCCCAAGUUACUGUUGUCAGCAAAUCGCGAGGGAUGGUCUGCUUUCCACAAGUUGUUAUUGUCACUGUUCAAAUUCUUGGCACCUUUCUUAAGGGAUGCCGACCUCCAGGUGGCUGCCCGUGACCUCUAUCGUGGUGCUCUGAGGCUCUUGCUUGUUCUCCUUCAUGAUUUCCCAGAGUUCCUCAGCGAGUAUUACUUUACUCUCUGCGAUGCAAUUCCCCCAAGAUGCAUCCAACUUCGAAACAUCAUCCUCAGUGCCUUCCCCCCAGCCAUCGUCCUCCCCGAUCCUCAUCUCCGCAACAUCAAAUUCGACGCCAUUCCCGAAAUGGGACCAAUCCCCCCCAUUCUUUCUGAUUUCGCCUCUGGUCUGAAGACAGGUGAUCUACGUGGUUACCUGGACCAAUAUCUGCUUAACCGUGGCAACCCAUCGUUCCUUCCUUCCCUGAAGGAUCGGCUCAAGGUGAAGAGCAAUGAUUCGACUGAAAAUUACAAUCUGUCGUUGGUCAACUCCCUUGUCAUGUACAUUGGGGUUUCAUCUGUUGCUCAGGCCAAAGCCAGAAGCGGCUCCUCGCUUUUCGUCGCCACUGAUCCAGGUGUGGUAGCAUUGCAAUACCUCGUUAUUAACCUUGACGUCGAAGGUCAACAUCACCUUUUGACUGCAAUGGUUCUUCACCUUCGCUAUCCAAAUGCCCACACACAUUGGUUCAGCUCUCUUCUUCUCCACCUGUUCCUGGAGGUGAACGACGAUCGCUUCCGCGAAGUUAUGACCAAAGUUCUUCUUGAACGCUUCAUUGUCCAUCGACCCCACCCAUGGGGUGCACUUGUGACGUUCAUUGAGCUGUUGCGGAACCCAAAAUACGAUUUCUGGAGCAAAGAUUUCAUCCGAAUCGGACCAGAGGUUACGAUGCUGCUCGAAAGUGUAGGCGCAUUUUUCUAA